AUGACGGCUGCCUCGCCGUCGCCGAGCAGUUGCGCCGUCUCCUCCUCCGUGGCCGUCGUGCUGCUGGCGCUACUCGCUGCCUCGGCGUCAGCGGCGGCGGAGAAGGAGACGCACCUGCGGUUCUACUGGCACGACGUGAUGAGCGGGGCGAGCCCGACGGUGGCGCGGGUGGCGGAGGCCGCGACGACCAACGCCUCCGCCACGAGCUUCGGCGCGGUCUACGUCAUGGACGACCCGCUCACCGUGGGGCCCGACCUGGCGACGGCGUCGUCGAGGGUCGUGGGCCGCGCACAGGGCAUGUACGUCUGCGCCGGGAAGGACAGCCUGUCGCUGCUCAUGGCCAUGACCUUCGUGUUCGGGGACGGCAGCGCCUACAACGGCAGCAGCGUCGCCGUCGUCGGGCCCAACCAGGCGGCCAUGGCCGUCAGGGAGAUGGCCGUGGUCGGCGGGACCGGCGCGUUCCGGUUCGCGCGAGGCUACUGCCAGGCCCGGACCUACUCGUUCGAUGCCAAGACCGGCGAUGCAACUGUCGAGUACAACGUCUACCUCCGGCACAACUAG
Molecule: messenger RNA, 561 nt
Organism: Miscanthus lutarioriparius
Lineage: Eukaryota; Viridiplantae; Streptophyta; Magnoliopsida; Poales; Poaceae
Source: the annotation of a GenBank genome assembly